Molecule: messenger RNA, 1215 nt
Organism: Caenorhabditis bovis
Lineage: Eukaryota; Metazoa; Nematoda; Chromadorea; Rhabditida; Rhabditidae
Source: the annotation of a GenBank genome assembly
AUGAACGCUUCGAUAUCAUCUACAAUGCUCUCCGAGCCACCGCCGUGUAUCUACCCAAAUGACACUGGAUAUGUUGAUUAUGUGAGCACCUACUUGAAUCUUGUCGCAAUCCCAACCGUGUGCUUGCUGGGAUCUGUAGCGGCUGUGCUCUGCAUCAUCGUUUUCACUAAAAAACAAAUGAGGUCAUCAUUGAAUGUCUACCUUGCCGGUCUUUCUGUCUUUGACCUGAUCUUACUUUCGUGUAGCGUCCUUGUAUUUUGUCCGUUGCAAGGAUGCGUAUUGCAAGGGCAUAGGGACACCACAGUAUGCCAUUUCUUCUGGAGCACUACACCUUGGGCUCAUCCCAUUAAUAACAUUGCUCAAGCAGGAAGUGUAUGGACGUGCGUUGCCGUAACAGUUGACAGAUUCCUUGCCGUCAAUUACCCACUUCACAGCAAAAUUUGGUGUACACCCCGACGAGCGUUUAUAAUACUCAUCACUAUUGCAGUGCUGAGUGUUUUGUUCAGAUUUCCGAUGUUCUUCGAAUUAACAACCGAUAAUUGUGGAAAAUUGCGUCCUACAUCAUUCCGAAAUGUUUACUAUACCAAAUACUACUUAACUUAUGGAUACUUCAUUCUAAUUCUUCUUAUUCCGUGGACCACUAUGAUCGUUUUGAAUGUUUUUGUCGUUAAAGCGGUUCAUCGUGCUUACAAGCUCCGAAGAUCGAUGCAAGGCGGAAAAUCUAGCCAAGAAGAAAAAGACAGAAGAAACAGUCUCAGAUGCACUUUAAUGGCAAUCGCGAUGGUUCUAACGUUUCUUGUUUUCAAUGUGGUCGCUGCCGGUAACAAUAUCGCGGAAUCGCUACUUGGAGCAAAUUUGGGCUAUUGGGGAGCAAUCGGAAAUCUUCUCAUAUGCUUAAAUAGUGCUUCCAAUAUCGUAAUAUAUUCAUUGUUUGGCGCUAGGUUCCGUCAAAUGUGUGUCUUGAUGAUUUGCGGCAGACAGAGCCGAUGGAUGGAAUGGCUGAAUGUUGGAAGAAGCAUGGUGAGCGAUUGGGACGGCCGUGAUGGAACAACUAGAAAAACGAGUUUGGAUGCGAGCACAGCUCUUUUGAGCACCAGGAGUUCAAGGAGGUGGAGCAAGCGAAGCCAAAGUGGGCACGUACCGGUUACGAGGAAAAACACUGUGGUUUACACAGCUCAGCCGAACAGGCUUUCAUUACAAAGUGUGCCAACCUGA